Messenger RNA from Fonsecaea erecta, 1629 nucleotides. RefSeq lists its product as hypothetical. The transcript has a single exon. Gene Ontology annotation, biological process: nucleoside diphosphate catabolic process. The coding region runs from base 1 to 1629 and encodes 542 amino acids. The record is from RefSeq and is a predicted model, not a curated record. Gene Ontology annotation, molecular function: nucleoside diphosphate phosphatase activity. Gene Ontology annotation, cellular component: membrane. NCBI's taxonomy places the organism in Eukaryota, Fungi, Ascomycota, Eurotiomycetes, Chaetothyriales, Herpotrichiellaceae.
AUGGGGGGCGCGUCCGCCCAGAUUGCUUUCGCACCGAAUGCCACGGAGGCAGAGAAACACGCCAACGAUCUUACACUACUACGCCUCCGGACAAUUGAUGGUGUGCCGCAAGAGUACAAGGUCUUCGUCACGACCUGGCUGGGUUUCGGCGCCAACGAGGCACGGCGGAGGUAUGUGGAGGACCUUGAAGAAUCGUACGCUAUCGAUGGUAUCCUAGAGGUUCCCGAUCCAUGCCUGCCGACAGGACUGCGACUAAACUUCGACGGCACUAUCAUAUCAGACGACGGGCCUUCUUUGUCAAACCAUUAUCUACGGGGAGUUGGCAAAUUCGAUGAAUGUCUGAGACGGACAUUUCCCUUACUCGAGAAAGAUAUACCCUGCCCGGACGAACCGUGCCUAAUCCAUGGCGUCCACGUUCCCGCCAUCGACUUCGAAGUCAAUCACUUCGUAGGCGUCAGCGAGUAUUGGCACACUACCCACGAGAUCUUUGAGAUGGCGCAUAAGGAUAAAUCAUAUGAUUUCAACACCUAUCAACAGAGAGUCAAGGAAUUUUGUGAGCAAGACUGGUCAGAUAUUCGCAAGGGCGUCAAGGACGAGACGUGGGGCGACGACGUCGACGAAAAGACCGCGCUGGAGGUUUGUUUCAAGGCUAGUUGGCUGAUUAACAUGCUUCAUGAUGGCAUUGGGAUUCCCAGAGUCGGACUCGAAGACACAGACGUCUCAUCACACAAUGGCACGAAAGAAGUAUUGGAGAGCGCGAAGGGAAAGGGGUUUCUCGAUCCUUUCCAGGCCGUGAACAAAAUUAAAUCCACAGAGGUCAGUUGGACAAUGGGUAAGAUGCUGUUGUAUGCAUCUGCAGAGAUUCCGCCAGCUGCUGAAGGAGAUCUUCCGGUGGGAUUUGGAAGUAAUGUGCCUGGCAUUCCCGAAGACUUUCAGUAUCCGGGUGGAGGGUUACUCCAAGCUGUUCCAGACUAUCACUCUGAAGCUCCUGCUGCCGACUUAUCAGAGACCACUGCGGGUGACGGUGGAGACAGCCAAAGCAUAACUGACCACAUUCACGAUACGCUCUUCAGUUCUGACGCUCCACACCGUUUGCCCGGAUUUAUCUUCUUCCUCCUUAUCUUGAUUAUUGCGGCGUUCUAUCUCUGCGGCCGCGAACGACGUUCCAGGAUUUACCUUUCGCUUCGACCAUCGUCACCGUCCUCCUCCUCAGCCUUUUCACCCUCAUCGACUCCGAAACUGAGGACGCCGUUGAAUUUUCUCCACGCGCUGCUCAAUCGACGCAAGGGUGUCUUCCAUUCGGACAGAGAGCAUGAUCUUGAGAAUGGGGCUUCACAGCAGCUCUACCAUCCGAACGACUUCGAGCUGAACAACAUGUCCGACGACGACAGCACGGCCCUCGAGCCUGACGUGGCAUUCUCUAAGUCGAGCCCGUCCAGACCGACGUCGCAGGGCAGGAACUCGCCCUUCCAGAGCAAACGGCAUGCUUCCGAGAGGUCGAAGCCGAAUCCGAUUGACCGCGCUGGACUGGUGGUCAGGACGGAGAGCCGUGAGAGCCUGGCAACUGGAGAUGCAGGUGUCAACGGACGGUCCAAGAGUAGGAACGGGAGCCCGACCAGGAUGAUGUGA